This is a messenger RNA of Arctia plantaginis, 321 nucleotides long. The record is from the annotation of a GenBank genome assembly. NCBI's taxonomy places the organism in Eukaryota, Metazoa, Arthropoda, Insecta, Lepidoptera, Erebidae.
AUGUCUUUAAAAACUUUCAACACGACUUUUGGACCUGGUUUGAAUGAAUCCAGUUUGUGGAGUGUACCGCAGUUUGAUUUGGAUGUGUUUUACAAUCCGGACGUGGUGAUAAUAGUGUUAUACGUGGUGGUGCUGACUGCCUCGCUCUCCGCGAACACCUUGCUGAUAUUUGUCGUCAUCAAGUUCCAGUAUAUGAGGAGUUGGCAGUGCGGCAACCGCGACCCGGUCGCUCCAGAGGCAGUGCGGUCAUGCGAAGCAGCCGAGAAGCGCAUUAAAAUGGCGGCGUUUCCACCGAACGAGGACGAGAAGUUUAUUGAAUAG